This is a messenger RNA of Phanerochaete carnosa HHB-10118-sp, 213 nucleotides long. RefSeq lists its product as uncharacterized. Gene Ontology annotation, biological process: mitotic spindle assembly; gamma-tubulin complex localization; microtubule nucleation by interphase microtubule organizing center. Bases 1 to 213 code for a protein of 70 amino acids. Gene Ontology annotation, cellular component: spindle; gamma-tubulin ring complex; centrosome. The transcript has 3 exons. The record is from RefSeq and is a predicted model, not a curated record. NCBI's taxonomy places the organism in Eukaryota, Fungi, Basidiomycota, Agaricomycetes, Polyporales, Phanerochaetaceae.
AUGUCUAGCAGAGAUGCAGACCGCAUAAGUUCUGCACAGCAAACAUUGGACAUCCUAUACGAGAUGUCGCAGCUCCUCAACACGCAGCUUGACAAAGAGACUCUCGCAACGUGUGUUAGUAUGAUUGAAAGCGGGGUGAAUCCAGAGGCACUGGCGGCCGUCAUUCAAGAGCUCAGGAGAGAAAGCGUCCAUGUCAAUGCAAAUGGGCAGUAG